Messenger RNA from Lathyrus sativus (Indian pea), 615 nucleotides. The record is from the annotation of a GenBank genome assembly. NCBI's taxonomy places the organism in Eukaryota, Viridiplantae, Streptophyta, Magnoliopsida, Fabales, Fabaceae.
AUGGCUUCUUCUUAUAACCCUCAUAUUCGUAGCCAUUCCAAAUCCCAAAUGUACCUCUUCAAAAUCCUCCACAUCAUUUCCUCCAUCCCUCCCUCCAUUCAACAGCAAUCCUCUCCCAACAACAACAAAGGCGUUGGUAUCGAUUUAAAUCUCGCUUUCUCUUCCAUCACAGACACCGAAGAAUCCGAAUCGUCCAACAACAAUAACAACAGCGAAAGACAAGAAGAACCGAAAGUGGUUGAUGUUGACGUUGAUGACGUGGCAUCGGAGUUGGAAAACGAAGGCGACACAAAAACGACGACGUUUCGCGGUGAUAGUAACUGUAUAGAUUUACUCAUCGAAGCGGCGAGAGUGUUAUCUGAAAAGAACGAGUCGGAGGAAGAGAAACAAAUCGAAACCGAGUCACCGAGUCAUGAAGAAAGCGUUAAGAAACAGAAAGAAAGAUGGGUUGUUGUGGAUUUGUAUGAGACUGAACCGGUGGUUCGGUCUAAGAGAGGAAGGAACCAAACGUUACCGUUCCGGUUCAGAGACUCGGUGGUUGAACCGUUGAAACGCAAGGGUCGGAAUCAGAGAAUGUCGUCAACUACUAACUCAAAGAAACGACUUCUUCGUUAG